Molecule: messenger RNA, 1949 nt
Organism: Alnus glutinosa
Lineage: Eukaryota; Viridiplantae; Streptophyta; Magnoliopsida; Fagales; Betulaceae
Product: bystin
Exons: 11
Coding region: 134-1465 (443 amino acids)
Biological process (GO): rRNA processing
Cellular component (GO): cytoplasm; nucleolus; preribosome, small subunit precursor
Molecular function (GO): snoRNA binding
Source: RefSeq, a predicted model, not a curated record
GCAGUUUUUUGGCCUUGGAUUUCUUAAAGAAAUCCAGGCCGUCAACAGGCUCUUCUCCCAGAGGAUCCGGAUCCCAGCUCUUCAUUUUAGGGUUUUGGAUUAAGAAUCAGGGUUUUGGCCGGUGUUGGAUCCGAUGGCGAAGAAGAGGAGCAGACAUCAGAAUCCGCAGCCUUUCCUCGCAGACGACAAUGCCUCCCUGGCCUCGAAGAAGCGAUCGAAAGCGCCCAAGCAGCACCAGGCGGAGGAGAAGCUGAUAUCGUCGGGCAUGAGCUCCAAGAUCCUGAAAGAAGCCUUGGCUCAACAGAGAGAGAUUCAGGACGAGGCGGAGGGGCGAAGCCCUAAUGACAACAGCUCCUUGGUUUUCGCUCAAGGAUUCACUGAGGCUGAGGAAGCACAAGAUGACAUCGAUGAGUUUGCUGGAUUCUCUGAAACUCAGAGCCAAUUUGGCGCUUAUGAUGAGAUUGAUGAAGAGGAUGAUAGAGUACUGGAGGCAUUCUUAAGAAAGGAUGUGGGUCCCCAGCGUACUCUUGCAGAUAUCAUUAUUGAAAAAAUUAAACAGAAAGAUGCAAACGCUGCUUCAGAAAUGCGACCUUUGCCUAAAUUGGAUAACUCCAUCAUCGAUUUAUACAAGGGAGUUGGCAAGCUUCUUAGUAGUUACACAGCAGGCAAAAUACCCAAAGCAUUCAAGCACAUCCCUUCAAUGCAACUUUGGGAAGACGUCCUAUACCUGACUGAGCCUGAGAACUGGUCACCAAAUGCACUGUAUCAAGCAACAAGAAUUUUUGCUUCCAAUUUGGGUGCGAAGAAGGCAGAACGCUUCUACAGACUAGUUUUGCUCCCACGAGUGAGAGAAGAUAUUCGGAAGAAUCAGCGGCUUCAUUUUGCUUUGUAUCAAGCUUUGAAGAAGUCACUCUACAAACCUGCCGCAUUCUUCAAAGGAAUAUUGUUCCCUCUAUGUGAGUCAAGAACAUGUAAUCUUAGGGAAGCUGUCAUCAUUGGGAGCAUUUUACAGAAGGUCUCCAUUCCUCCACUUCAUUCAAGUGUUGCAUUAUUGAAGCUUGCAGAGAUGGAAUAUGGUGGUACAACAAGCUAUUUUAUAAAGCUUCUUUUGGAGAAGAAAUAUGCUUUGCCACAUCGUGUGCUUGAUGCUACUGUUGCUCAUUUUAUGAGAUUUCUCGAAGAUACCAGGAUAAUGCCUGUAAUAUGGCACCAAUCACUACUUGCAUUUGUGCAAAGGUACAAAAACGACCUGCGGAAAGAGGAUAAAGAUAACCUUAAAAAUCUACUUGAAAAGCAAAAGCACAAACUAGUUACUCCUGAAAUCAGUCGGGAGCUAAAUAACAGCCGCAACCGUGGUGAAAAGGAGGAUGAUCUUAUGUCAAUAUCCUCUCCUGUUUCUGUGGUCAAUAAAACUAUUGAAGAAGAUAGGUUUGAUAUUCCAGAGGUUCCGAUGGAGGAGGAUUGAUUGACUGCCUGGUGGAUCUGCAUGUUUGCUGGGAGAGAAAAAAAAAAAUGCAAUUUCAUGCCAAAUUUGUGUACAAGUAACACACUUUUGGAUUUAUGCCUUUUUAAAUGUUCUCCUUGAGCGCUUGCGGAACAAAUUUUUGCUUUGAGGAAAAUCCAGAAAUGCCAUGAUUGUCCAAUAGUGCUUUUGAAGCUUGAAAAUGCAAUGCUACUGAGGUUUGGUUAAGCUCAGAGUGUACUUUAGGGGAAAAAUUCGACUUUAUUCUCUUCAAUCUAUAUAACUUGGGUCUCCUACUUUUUGUUUUGUUUUGUUAUUUUUAUUUUUUAGUUUUUUAGCUAUUGAAAGAUCGAGUCGGGGAAUGGUGGAAGAUAUUGUUUGGCUUUUGAAGAAUUGGCUCAAUGUGGCCUUAAUUAUGUUUGAUGGGCUCAAACAAGUUGCUCCCGAAUUUAAUUAUUGCUUUUUUAUUAUAUGGAACUUAAUCUUA